AUGGCGUGUACAUUCAGCAGCCCCGCGGAGGCGGCGCUGGAGCGGGAGGCGGGGGCCGCGGGGCUGCUCACGCCGCUGGCGGACCUGGACCGAGUGUACGAGCUGCAGCGAGUCGUCGCGUUUGUCCGUGACCUGGCAUGUCAGCGGGUGGCCUUGCAGUUCCCUGACCAACUAUUGGGAGAUGCUGGGGUUGUGGCUGCACGACUGGAGGAGUCCACAGGGUCGAAAAUGUUCAUUCUGGGGGACACAGCCUAUGGCAGCUGCUGUGUGGACGUGCUGGGUGCUGAGCAAGCUGGAGCGCAGGCCCUUGUACACUUCGGCCCUGCCUGCUUGAGCCCUCCGGCCCGCCCACUGCCGGUGGCCUUCGUCUUUGGUCAGCGUCCUGUGGCCUUGGAGCUCUGCGCCAAAGCCUUCGAGGCCCAGAAUCCCGACCCCACAGCCCCUGUGGUGCUGCUGAGUGAGCCGGCCUGUGCCCAUGCGCUGGAGGCCCUGGCCACUCUCCUUCGCCCACGGUACGUGGACCUGCUUGUCUCCAGCCCAGCUCUUCCCCUGCCCGUGGGCUCCCUUAGUUCAGAGCCUGAACCCCUGGAGCGUUUCGGACGUCGCUUCCCCCUGGCCCCGGGAAGGUGUCUGGACGAGUACGAUGCUUUCUAUGUGGGAGGCUCUGGGGCCACCUCCGACCCUGACCUCGAUCCUGACCUGGGCCGGCUGCUCUUGGGCUGGGCACCUGAGCGCUCCUUCUCCUCCUGCUGCCCAGACACAGGGGGGACUCGUGAUGAAGGCGCCCGGGCCGGGCGGCUGAGGGCACGGAGGCAAUAUCUGGUAGAGAGGGCCAGAGAUGCCCGCGUGGUGGGGCUGCUAGCGGGCACCUUGGGCGUGGCCCGACACCGGGAGGCGCUGGCACACUUGCGGAGCCUGACGCGGGCCUCCGGCAAGCAUAGCUAUGUGCUAGCUCUGGGGCGGCCCACGCCUCCCAAACUCGCUAACUUCCCUGAGAUAGAUGUCUUUGUGCUGUUGGCCUGUCCUCUUGGUGUCCUAGCUCCCCAGCCUUCUGGUAGCUUCUUCCGGCCUGUAUUGUCACCAUGUGAGCUGGAGGCUGCCUGCAACCCUGCCUGGCCCUCUCCAGGCCUGGCUCCCCACCUCACGCACUACGCCGACUUACUGCCCGGCUCCCCCUUCCACGUGCCCCUCCCACCGCCCGAAUCGGAACUGUGGGACAUCCCAGAUGUGUCACUCAUUACGGGGGAGCUUCGACCCCUGCCUGCCUGGAAGCCAUCCAAUGACCCUGGAUGCUCAGCCCUGACCCCGCGGCCUCAGCUGGAGCUGGUUGAGAGUAGCCCUGCAGCCUCGUUCCUUAGUUCCCGGAGCUGGCAAGGGCUGCAGCCUCACCUGGGUCAGACACCGGUGACAGGAGUCGUGAGCGGGAGACGGGGAAUUGCCAUCGCCUAUGAGGAUGAGGGGAGCAGCUGA
Messenger RNA from Pipistrellus nathusii (Nathusius's pipistrelle), 1470 nucleotides. Lineage: Eukaryota; Metazoa; Chordata; Mammalia; Chiroptera; Vespertilionidae. The record is from the annotation of a GenBank genome assembly.